Penicillium cataractarum is the source of this 1326-nucleotide messenger RNA. RefSeq lists its product as uncharacterized. The record is from RefSeq and is a predicted model, not a curated record. The transcript has a single exon. NCBI's taxonomy places the organism in Eukaryota, Fungi, Ascomycota, Eurotiomycetes, Eurotiales, Aspergillaceae. The coding region runs from base 1 to 1326 and encodes 441 amino acids.
AUGAGGCUAUUCACCGGCACAGAGAUCGGCCUAUUGGCCUCGCUUCUAUUUGCUAGGUCCAAUGCUACACCAUGGAUUGGAACGCAAUACGUUGAGGUCUUUGAAACUACCGUCGUCGACGGAUUCACCGCGUCCUAUCUCACAGAGAAACCCAUCGUCGAGACCUCCAUCAUCCCUAUCAGCCCAACGGGAACCAACCCCUCCGUGAUCAGCACUUUCACAACGAUCGAGGGAUACAGUUCCGAUGUGACAGCUAUCAACCUCGUCGUCGCUCCAACGGCAGGUGUCGCGAUCACUACCAACAGCUUCUACGAAUACUAUGUGAAUGUCGUCUACACGGCGCCGGCAUCAUGCUCCUACACAACCAGCGCGACCCUCACGACAGCUAUCCCCGUUUAUAUGCCAUAUGACGCGGAGCAAUUGAUGCGUCCAACCACCGUUGUCACCAGCACGCAGACAUAUCAGUAUAUCACCGAUCAGAUCACCUAUACGCAGGCAAUGCUGGAUCCUAGCGAUAUCCCGAGCAGUGUCCUGUCUUCUGUUAGUUCAGUGUACAAGCCUUCGCGAUUCACCUCCUGCGUCCAUAACUACAACAGUGGUGGAUCCUCCAGUGGUGGCAGCAGCAGCGGCGGAAGUCGUUCUGGCUGUGACAAAUUCACCUGGUAUAUCGGCGGCUCGGCAUUUUCAGGUGGCUAUUGCUGUUCCAACGGAUGCUACUAUACCUGGGGCAUCUCGCCUGUUGGCCUAUUCCUCGCAAUCUUCUUCUCAUGGUUCGGCUUCUUCCUUCUCCUCGGUCUAUGGGAGAGUUGGUUUAUUUUCCGCCGGGCCAUGCUGGGCGAAAAGGUUCGGCGCGGACUGCCGUAUGCAUGGGCAUUCCUGUGCCCGAUUCUGUCUUGUUUCCUUCUUUUAACGGUGAAGAAGUACGAUCCCAAGACGCCGGAUCAACAGGCUUGGCUUGCGGGAAGAUGGAAGUCUAUGUCUGGUGGUGCGAAGGUGGGCAUGUGGUUGAAGAAGUUCUUUCAUCGCCGCGAUCCUGCCGCCGAGGCUCUGGGUUUUACUGGACUUGUGCCUCCCCAGGCUCAGGAUCAGGCUCAGUAUCCACAGGGUCCUUAUUAUCCCCCGACCGGCUCGCCCCCUCCAGGUGGCCCGGGCAUGCCACCCAUGGCUGCCUAUCCUCCGUCUGAGCAGAGUUACCCACGUCAGGAAUAUUCUCCUCAACCGGCGCACGUCGCACCUCAGACUGAUCGGGCUACGGAGCUCAGUGCCGAGUCUCAGCCCAAGACAGUUUCUGUCAAUGAGACUGAGAGGAGUCAUGAGUUGAGAUAG